AUGUCUGGUGAUUCAAUAGGAAAGAUCUCUGAAAUUGCUCCAAGAUCAUGUGAAGAGUCCUGUGGUCUUCUUCAGAAAAAUGUGGAUGGGGCAUCAUCUAUGUCAACACCUGAGGAUGCAGAGAAGGGUGACAGUUGGCAACAGUUUACACUGUUCCCAUCCAAAUCAUCUGAGAUGAGCUAUGGUUCCUAUGAAUUCUUUGGUCUUGGAGCCACAAAUGUUGGAUGUGAUGGAAGUUCCUGUGAUGGCACCCAAGCUGCUGCUCUGAUCGAUGAUGUGCUGUUAGACUCUCAUUUGCCUUAUCUAGGUUCCUCUAGGAGGUCCAGGUCACCAUUUUCAGACAGUGAGAGCAGUCAGUACACCACCUUCAGCGAUAUCUCGGGUUCAUCCACUUUAUUUGACACACCGUGCAUAAAGCCUAGACCUGUUGGCUGGCGUGGGAGAGGAGGAGAUACUGCUGCAAUAUGUAGAUUGAAAAGCAGAGGGAUUUUCAGGUCGAGAGAUGCUGUUAACCUCCAGAGCUUUCAUUCAAACAUGGUGAUGCCAACACCUCGUGGCACAAAGCGGAUGCUGAUGGCUCCAGGCCCUCCAAGCAAGUUUGCAAAGAGGCAGAAGGUUGAAAUGAGCAUCAGGGCAGGAAUGAAUUCUGCAAAGGAAGGUCAUAUUUCCUCUGAUGGAAAGGACAUGAAGGGAAAAGCUGUGGAGGAGAAGCGUGUUCGAGUCAGAGAGAAGCGAAGACGUAGACGAGAAAAGAACUGUGAGAAAUAUGGAGACAAGCACAGAUUAGCUUUCACAUGUGCCUUUUGUAAAUUUCGCACAUUUGAUGACCAAGAUAUUGAGAAGCACUUUGGAAGCACACAUCACCAUGAAACACUUGACUAUAUUCGACGACAGGCCAAGUUUGAUGACCGGGUCAUUAGCUUCCUCCAUGACUGUAUGGUGCACAAGUUUCGUAAGACAGUCUCUGCUUUGUGCAAGUUGCGCAGCGUUUCAGACCAAAAGGCAAACCAGAAAGUCAUGGAAGGGGUGACUGAGGAUGACUACAUGAGGAAGAUAGAGGUGGUGCACUGUAUGGCCUGCAACAUUUACAUUCCUGCUGUCUCCACUUCUGUCCAGCAGCAUCGCCAUUCCCCUCUACACCUAAAAUCCAAAGUGGUGUACAAAGAGCAGCUGAAACGGGAGAGUGUGCUGACGGCAAAAGCCAUAAUAAAUAAUGACAGUGUUAAAAGUCGCUAUGAGAAAUACAUUAAGGGAGAAGACCCUUUUGUAAUGGAUGCUAAAGAAGACACUAGCUCAGAUUUUUCUGAAAUGGAGGACGAUAAGAUGGAAAAUGAUGAUUAAAAAUGAACUUGCUCUUAUGCUUGAUGUGUGUUCACUCAAUCCAUGUGAUGUCAUCCAAAAUUAGAACCUCUAAAGGUGUGAGAUUGUGUUCUCCUUUAAGUUGAGUUUGUAGUAAAUUGUGCAUUUGGUGAUGGUACAUCUUCCUAGAAGUGUUAAUUAUUUUCUGUUCAACUUUAAUGGCAGAAUUACAGGUGUUGAUGAGUAUAUAAAAUUGAGAUAGAGAUGGUUAUGGUGUUUAGUAUUUGUAUUGGAGAAUUAUGCAUGUCUGUGGGGAAAUACAUGUAUGCAGUUAAA
Molecule: messenger RNA, 1635 nt
Organism: Neoarius graeffei (lesser salmon catfish)
Lineage: Eukaryota; Metazoa; Chordata; Actinopteri; Siluriformes; Ariidae
Gene: znf326
Product: zinc finger protein 326
Exons: 13
Coding region: 1-1341 (446 amino acids)
Biological process (GO): regulation of DNA-templated transcription elongation
Cellular component (GO): DBIRD complex; nucleus
Molecular function (GO): DNA binding
Source: RefSeq, a predicted model, not a curated record